AGUGCUCGUACUCGUUAGCGGUGUUGCUCGCGUAUAUAAGACACCUUCCUCAACUAUCUGACCUGACCUGGAUCCCGCUGUUUUGACGGUAAUAGACUUAGCACGUUAUCUAAAUAACUUGAGCGCGUGAUUCUUCUAGUAUUAGGGAGUAGACAUAUGAGGUUUUGUUCGAAUAUGAGCAGUCCUUGUUCCUUGGCGCCGUUUAUUAGUUAUUUAAGACCUUAAAAUAUCUUCGCCCUAAAAUCAUAUCCAAGAUCCAAGAUCCAAGAUGGGCCACUCCCGGUGCUUUUCUACCUACGACGACGACUUCGAGUUCGACGAUGCGUAUUUCAGGCAAUUCUACAAACCUUUAUCCAAUCUUCCCACGCCGCCUCCCUCUUCCAAAAAUUCAUCUGCCGCGCAAAGCCCUCGCAUCACCUCCGAGGAUGAAGAGAGCGUUAGUCCAGAAUUCUUAGGCCCCGCUGCCCAUCUAGCAAGAAUGUUACCUCCUGGAGCUUCGUUUAUGACGCCGUCUAUUCCAAUAGUGCAAGGUCUACUGGCACGUGCUGACCUACCGAUGGAUAUCAUUGCGUUGGCGGUCUGCAUCUUGGACUCGUUAAAUUCUCGAUUCUCUCGAAGUUGGCGGAUAUCUUUCCCCUUAAACAGGCCAAACGAACUCGGUCCCAAACGCCACACUCUACCAUCCGGUGUCGUUCAGGCUGUCCAUAUCGAUAAUGUUCUCCCCGAGGUUAUAAUUUUGGCUGCAUUAGUGAUUGCAGACAAGUUCGUGGAGGAUUUACAGGAAUCUACCCAAUACUAUGGCUCCGCAUGGGGCCAGAAUCUCUGGACGUGUGAGCAGAUUAAUUUCACCGAAAGAUGUAUUAUGGAAAACCUGGGCUACCGUAUUCUUCCUCUGUGGGAGGCUAAAUCUAUCAAGCAAGCGAGACACGAUAUCGAGAUGGCUCGGCGAGAGCUGAUCAAUGAGGAGAUUGGAAUGGAGGACGAAAGCAAAUUGGCCAAGCAUGGGAAGUCGAUGAGUUCGGGACGUGCUAUAAUUGGCUUGGGUAUACAACUGACACCUGUCGAUACCCCCAAGUCAGAAUUGUCUACUCCAUUCGGUCACAUUCAUGAUGUUGCGCCAGAAAUUCGAGAGGCCUUUAGUAACCGUACGACCUUGCCGGGGGACUAUUUACAUCUCCCCCCGACGGCAUUUACUCAAUGAAUCGGAUGUCAAGGCGUGAUUACGAUUCUGCACGCUCGAAAAUAUACCAUCUUCGUUAACCUGCAUAGCAUAUUGGCUGCAUAGGCUUGGUUGGAUUUACGUUGGAACCGCGGCCAGGGUUUCAUUCCGCUUCUCGAUAAUCUUGCUGGUUUUUUCCCAUCCAUCGGGUCGACCCAUCCGGGCCAAGGGAGUUGUGCGUCAUGGAGUUCUAGGGGGGACCGGGUCCUGGGUCGGAGUACAGGUCUUGCAUUGGCUUGGAAAGGUCACAUUGGGGGACACGCGUCCUACAAAAUUAUACCCACUAGUAAUAUAUUAGUCUUUCAUCCGUUCACCAUGGUCUUGAUGGCCUCAACGCCUGGCCCGAUUACAAUUGCGUCCUUCAUUUCUACUCUGGUAAGAAGACUACUACUCAUACGACAGAAUUUUCAUCGUGGGCCUAUUUAUACCGCGCCAGGCUGAACGGACCGAUGUCCACCGUUAGAGCUGAGAAGGCUUUCUACCAUGCCCUUUCACCCCGGGUUUCU
Molecule: messenger RNA, 1725 nt
Organism: Daldinia decipiens
Lineage: Eukaryota; Fungi; Ascomycota; Sordariomycetes; Xylariales; Hypoxylaceae
Exons: 2
Coding region: 269-1201 (310 amino acids)
Source: RefSeq, a predicted model, not a curated record